Messenger RNA from Schistosoma rodhaini, 1410 nucleotides. The record is from the annotation of a GenBank genome assembly. Lineage: Eukaryota; Metazoa; Platyhelminthes; Trematoda; Strigeidida; Schistosomatidae.
AUGGUCAACCUAACUGCAACAGUUCAAGAGGCGGCAGCUCGAGAAAUUACGCGUAUUGAACGCAUAGGAGCCCACUCACAUAUUCGUGGUCUGGGAUUAAAUGAUGAUCUUGAAGCCCGACAGAUCUCUCAGGGUAUGGUUGGCCAAUGUAAGGCAAGAAGAGCAGCUGGUCUUAUACUGGGUAUGAUACGUGAGGGUAAAAUUGCUGGGCGUGCCAUACUUCUUGCUGGUCCACCUGGCACGGGCAAAACUGCAAUUGCUAUGGGUAUGGCUCAGGCACUUGGUCAUGACACACCAUUCACUGCAAUGGCUGGUAGUGAAAUAUUCUCAUUAGAAAUGAGCAAGACAGAAGCUCUCACUCAAGCGUUCAGAAAGUCAAUUGGCGUGCGAAUCAAAGAGGAAGCCGAAAUAAUUGAAGGAGAAGUUGUGGAAGUCUUAAUAGAUCGCCCAGCAACUGGAACAGGUGCAAAGAUAGGCAAACUAACUCUUAAGACAACCGAAAUGGAAACAGUUUACGAUCUAGGUCAAAAAAUGAUAGAUUCCCUAACAAAGGAAAAAGUUCAGGCUGGUGAUGUUAUUACUAUUGAUAAACCCUCUGGAAAAAUUACAAGACUAGGUCGAUCGUUUACUAGGGCUCGAGACUACGAUGCUACCGGUGGUCAAACCAAGUUUAUUCAGUGUCCCGAAGGUGAAUUGCAAAAACGAAAAGAAGUCGUUCAUACUGUUACAUUACAUGAAAUCGACGUAAUUAACAGCAGAACUCAAGGUUUCCUUGCCCUUUUUAGUGGAGAUACCGGUGAAAUAAAGUCGGAGGUGAGGGAUCAAAUUAACCACAAAGUAGCUGAAUGGCGGGAAGAAGGCAAGGCAGAAAUAGUUCCUGGUGUCCUGUUUAUUGACGAAGUGCACAUGUUGGAUAUUGAAUGCUUCUCAUUCCUUAAUCGAGCCCUUGAAUCUGAUAUGGCUCCUGUGUUAAUUGUGGCUACAAACAGAGGUAUCACAAGAAUUCGUGGUACUAAUUAUCAGAGUCCACACGGAAUACCUAUUGAUCUUCUUGAUCGUCUCCUCAUCAUUUCAACUGAUUCGUAUACAGACAAAGAAAUCCAAGCAAUUUUGAAAAUUCGUUGCGAAGAAGAGGAUGUUGAUAUUUCGGAAGACGCACUGGUCGUUCUUACCCGAAUCGGUAUGCAGACGUCCUUACGUUAUGCAAUCCAACUGAUAACCACUGCAAAUUUAGUGUGUCGAAAACGCAAGGGCUUAGAAGUCAGUAAAGAAGAUAUACGAAAGGUGUAUUCUUUGUUUAUGGAUGAGGCUCGCUCCACUCUUUUUCUCAAGGAAUAUCAGCAAGAAUUUAUGUUUAAUGAAAUAUCUGAAAUACAACCCUCCAUUUCAGGCGACAAACUUAAUGCGUGA